AUAUACAAAGAAUAGUAAGUAGAUAAACUAAGCUAGAUACGCGUAUUACUUCUCUUAGAUUUCCCACUUCGAUAGAUACUUGUAUGGGUUAAAUUUCAUGAUAGUCAUCCAACUUUCAUUUUAUUGCACUAAAGUUAUAGACUCAUUUUUCAAAUGAAAAAGUAACUCAAUUGUGUCUAUAUAUAUCACAAAAGAAAUUAUAAAACAAAAGCCGAAAAUGCUAAAUUCGAUCUAGGAAACACAAGUAGGUUGGCCACUUUAGCAGCUCACCUUACAUAAUAUCCAUGUGACACCAAUUACAAAAAUAAAAAGAAUUGAGUAUUAGGUUGCGUUAGAAAAUGAGUUCAUGUGAAUAUUAUGUACGGUGAGUUGCUGAAAUAGCUAUACUUACAUGGCUAUUUUGUAAAUACAGCAGCCUACAUGUGUUUUCCGGGGCUAAAUUUUGCAUUUCCCGAUAUUAUAUUUUAUAAUAUAUAAGCACAAUUGAGUUACUUUUUCGUUACAAAAAAUCAGUUUAAUAACUUUAAUGGAAUAAGCUGAAAGUUGGAUGCCGUGAAACUACCCCAUAUUUAUAUGCCUCCUACAUAUAUAUCUUGAUCAAUCCACUCAGUAGUAUUAAAAAACAAGGAACAAACCACUUUCAUAUCUCUUGACAGCCUGCUCUUUCAUAAUGGACAGCAGGAGAUGUAAAUGCAAGUGGUGCGGCACGAAAAUGUCAGCUCCCAUUGGAGCACAAACCAUUUCCUGCCCAAGGUGCCAAUCUGUUACACAACUCCAACCUCCAAGAAACAACAACGGCUUUGCCGCUGGGGUUAUUAACAAUAUUAUGGGUGCAGUAGUUAACACAGGGUUUCCAGCAAGGCUGGGAAGGAUGAAUCCAACAAAUGCCAAUAAUUGUCAGCCUCAACUGUUCAACAUGUCACCACAGAUUACUAUGCAACCUCCAGCGGUUCAUGGACGAAAACGAGCGGUACUCUGUGGAAUAACCUACCGUGGGCAUUCCAAGAGUCUGAAAGGAAGCAUUAACGACGUUUUAUCCAUGAGAUAUCUUCUGGUUCAGAAGUUGGGUUUCCCCAAUGCAUCUGUACUUGUCCUUACAGAGGAUGAGAAAGAUCCAUACAAAAUCCCAACCAAGGGCAAUAUCAGAUCAGCCCUACGUUGGCUUGUUCAUGGUUGUCAGCCAGGAGAUUCACUAGUGUUCCACUACUCUGGCCAUGGCACACGAGUAAGAGACCGUGAUGGCGAUGAGGUUGAUGGGAAUGAUGAAUCACUAUGCCCUGUUGAUUUUGAGACUGAAGGAAGAAUACUAGAUGAUGAGAUUAAUAAUACCAUUGUUAGGCCUUUACCCUGUGGAGCCACACUUCAUGGCAUAAUUGAUACUUGCUUCAGUGGAACUUUCCUGGAUUUGCCGUUCAUGUGCAGAAUAAACAGGGCGGGACACUUCAUGUGGGAAGACCAUCGUAUCAGCACAUACAAAGGUACUAGAGGAGGAACAGCAAUCUCUAUCAGUGCCUGUGAUGAUCAUCAAAAUUCUGGAGAUACAACAGCUUUCACAGGCUUUCCGACAGGUGCCCUGACAUAUAGUUUCAUCAAAACAUUGGAGCAAGAGACCAAAUUGACUUACGGACGCUUACUUAUGAGUAUGCACAAUAAGAUUCAUGAAGCACAGAAAGGAGUAGGCAUGAAUGGUGCAAAUGAAACUCAGGAGCCUCAAUUAUCCGCGUCUGAGCAGUUUGAUAUUCACUCGAAGAUGGUGGCUUUGUAGGAACUUAAAAUAUCCAACUCCAGCAAGAGUACAACUUCCCUGGCAUAAUCUUGUUAUAAUAAAUCUCAGAACUUCUUUUACCAUAUUUGGUUAAGUACUGUGUGACUAAGGCUUCAGUUGCGUAUAGAUUCACUCUUAUACUAAUGUUUGGAAGUGAAUCAUUGUCAUAUAUUUUCCUAUAAACUUUAAUAAUAUUAAAAUAAAGCCCCUAAGAUGUGUUAUUGUCUUGUUA
This is a messenger RNA of Nicotiana tabacum (common tobacco), 1997 nucleotides long. RefSeq names its product metacaspase-3-like. Gene Ontology annotation, biological process: proteolysis. NCBI's taxonomy places the organism in Eukaryota, Viridiplantae, Streptophyta, Magnoliopsida, Solanales, Solanaceae. Gene Ontology annotation, molecular function: cysteine-type endopeptidase activity. The record is from RefSeq and is a predicted model, not a curated record. Gene Ontology annotation, cellular component: cytoplasm.